GAAUUUCUAAGUAAACGAAGUCAACACCAACCACAGUAUAAAAUCCCCCAUCAUUUCUACAACAAACAACACCCAUUGAUCUCCAUAUCCAUACAAACAACCAAUCCACCCACCCACCCCCACAAAAAAAAAUCAUAAUGUCGUCCUCAACAGAAUCCAAAAUCGCCACCGCAAAAACAAUAGUUUCCACCAUCGGAUCCGUCGCCGCGGCCGCGAUGGUGGCCCGCAGCGUCGCUCGUGAUUACCUACCACCUGAGUUCCAAGACUACCUCUAUUUCGGCAUCCGUAACUUCAUCAACAAGUUAUCCCGACAGUUAACAAUGGUGCUCUACGAGUACGACGGUUUUCGCGAAAACGAGAUAUACAAAGCCACAGAACUAUACCUCGCUUCGCGAAUAUCCCCCGACGUUAAUCGUCUAAAGAUAACAAAAGCAUCAAACGAGAAAAACAUCACCAUCGCUAUGGAAAUAAACGAGAGUUUUGAAGAUACAUACAAUGGAGUCAAAUUUUAUUGGUCGUUGGUUUCUAAGAAGUUGCCAACGAGAGAAUAUCAUAAUUAUGAUGAUCAUGGAUCUUCUAGUAGAACAGAUCAACGAUCGUUGGAGCUCACGUUUCAUCGAAAACACAAAGAUCUGGUGUUGAACGACUACUUUCCGUUUAUACUUAACCAUGCUAAAAUAAAGAAGCUUGAAGAGAAAACGGUUAAGUUGUUUACGGUCGACACGAAUAUGGCGUAUUCGGGCCGACCGUCGGUGUGGACGUCGGUGAGUUUGGACCAUCCGGCGACAUUUGCCACGCUGGCAAUGGAUAGUGAUGUGAAGGAAGAUGUUAUGAAGGAUUUGGAUAGGUUUGUUGAACGGAGAGAGUAUUAUCGGAAAGUUGGAAAGGCGUGGAAGAGAGGGUACUUGUUGUACGGUCCGCCUGGGACCGGGAAGUCGAGUUUGAUUGCGGCUAUGGCGAAUUAUUUGAAUUUUGAUAUUUAUGAUUUGGAGUUGACUGAUAUUAGGUCGAAUUCGGAGUUGAGGAGGUUGCUGGUGGCGACGGCGAACCGGUCAAUAUUGGUGGUUGAGGACAUUGAUUGCUCGAUGGAGUUGCAUGAUCGAGCGGAUGUGGACGCGGUUAAAGCUUUGGUGAAUCUCCGGCGUGGGCCGCGAGGGUAUCGCGAUGAACAGAGGGUAACAUUAUCGGGUUUUCUUAACUUUAUCGAUGGUUUAUGGUCAAGUUGUGGUGAUGAAAGAAUCAUCAUAUUCACCACAAACCGAAAAGACAAACUCGAUCCUGCACUCCUUCGCCCUGGUCGUAUGGACGUUCACAUCAACAUGUCAUAUUGUACCCCGUGUGGAUUCAGAUUGUUGGCAUCUAACUAUCUUGGUAUAACCGAGCACGAUCAAUUUGAACAAAUCGAGGAUUUGCUUGGCAAGGUGGAGAUCACCCCGGCUGAAGUAGCAGAGCAACUACUCAAGGAUACUGAUCCCGAUAUUGCUCUAGGUGAGCUCAUUGAGUUUUUUGAUGUGAAGAAAAAGGAGAAUGAAGAGGCCAAAGCAAAGGCAAAGGCAAAGGAACAAGAAGAGUUGGCUGCAAAAGAGAGGGAAGAGAAAGAGCAAACUAAAAAUAAAGAAAGUGUUCCGCAACCAAUCGAAAUUAUGACUUUUUAGUAUUAUACAAAAUUAUAUUUUGUUAAUUGAAGCUUAAAACUAUAGUUUAACUAAGUUUAAUAUGAAAUUAAGUUUUGUUUCCUAUUAAUAAGAGUUAAUUGUCAUUUUGGUCUC
Helianthus annuus (common sunflower) is the source of this 1769-nucleotide messenger RNA. RefSeq names its product AAA-ATPase At3g50940. The record is from RefSeq and is a predicted model, not a curated record. The transcript is spliced from 2 exons. Gene Ontology annotation, molecular function: ATP hydrolysis activity; ATP binding. NCBI's taxonomy places the organism in Eukaryota, Viridiplantae, Streptophyta, Magnoliopsida, Asterales, Asteraceae. Bases 138 to 1655 code for a protein of 505 amino acids.